Olea europaea var. sylvestris is the source of this 351-nucleotide messenger RNA. RefSeq lists its product as uncharacterized. The record is from RefSeq and is a predicted model, not a curated record. Bases 1 to 351 code for a protein of 116 amino acids. NCBI's taxonomy places the organism in Eukaryota, Viridiplantae, Streptophyta, Magnoliopsida, Lamiales, Oleaceae. The transcript is spliced from 2 exons.
AUGGAGCACCGGGCAUAUUGGGCUAUGAAACAGUUAAAUAUGGACUUGAAUGCCACCGGUGAAAAGCGUCUACUGCAACUGAAUGAAUUGCUUGAAUUUAGAAUGGAAGCUUAUGAAAAUGCAAAACUAUACAAGGAGCGAACCAAGAAGUGGCACGAUAUGCACAUUCAGAGGCGAGUAUUCGAAGUGGGGCAGCAAGUACUACUGUAUAACUCGAGACUCAAGCUAUUCCCAGGAAAACUACGAUCAUGGUGGUCGAGUCCCUACACAGUUACAAAAGUUCUACCAUAUGAGGCUAUACAAGUGAGCAAUGAGAAUAAGAUUAGGAAGUUUAUUUUCAAAUUCAUUUAG